Stegostoma tigrinum is the source of this 3521-nucleotide messenger RNA. RefSeq lists its product as uncharacterized. NCBI's taxonomy places the organism in Eukaryota, Metazoa, Chordata, Chondrichthyes, Orectolobiformes, Stegostomatidae. Bases 188 to 802 code for a protein of 204 amino acids. The transcript has 3 exons. The record is from RefSeq and is a predicted model, not a curated record.
CUCUUGUGGGAGGCAUCGGCCCGUGAGAAGGGUCUAGGCCCGAAACGUCAGCUUUUGUGCUCCUGAGAUGCUGCUUGGCCUGCUGUGUUCAUCCAGCCCCACAUUUUAUUAUCUUGGAAUCUCCAGCAUCUGCAGUUCCCAUUAUCUCUGAUACUAUUUUAACCUCACUGCGAAGCCUCUUCCAGGGAUGCCUAACCUGAAGAAGUUACCCUCCUCCCUCCGGACCAACCUCAGGGAAUCUCUCUCCCAUUGCAACUCUCUUGUAAUCUCUUCGGCCUUGAAACUGCUCGACCAUGUCCUGAAGCAAACCAGGUACCACAGCCACAUCACCUUUCUCAGCACCUGCCUACGGAACCAGAUCAUCCCCAAGGGACUACAGUCCACAUUUCAGCCUUCCCAAUUUGGCCCCAACCGUGACCACCUCUACACCCAGAACAUUCAGACCCUUCAGAAGCGGUUCUCCCUGCGAGUCCUGAAACAGACACUUGCAGCCAUGCGCCGGCACCUCCAGGCACUGCAAUCCAGCCUGCCCCAGCUCAGAGCCUCCCUCUCCCAGACCUGCAAAGGACCCCUGCUGUUUUUUAUCCUCCGCAGGAUCCACAGACUGAACACCCAGUUCCACUCAGCUUUACUGGACACCAAAAAUCCAUCUGCAGUUCCCAUUAUCUCUGAGACUAGUGGUGGAGCUGUGUGGGACUCAGGAAUGAGAGCAGAGGGAUCCCAGAUACAGACAAGAGGUGGCGCUACUUCAGCAAAAUCAAAAUGUGAUGCCACAAGUGAGCACAUGGCUGUGAGCAUUUGAUUGACACGAACAUCAAACGUUUCACUCCAGAGUUUACUAUCUCGACGCUUUGCAAUAGCAGGGGGCCCAUGUCUAGAAGAGGGUCUUGGGGUAAAAAUUUCAGGUCGGCUAUCACUUCGAAAGCUAAUGGAACGCUGAAACAAAGAAGGAGAAAAGAAUUGGCUACAGACUAGUACCACUAAAACACUGAAAUACUAACAACUAAAGUGGGAUGAGUGUAACUGAAUGACUCGAUGGAAAUGUCACUGUAAUGGAAAACUAUUUUACAAAAUGCAACCCUCCAGAAGAGUUGCAAUUUGACAGUUUCAAUUUAAAGCGUACCUUUAUUCACAAACUUGGCAGGUGAAUGAAACAGACCUACUUUACAAUGUAUUGCAAUAAUGACUGGCCCUGUGGUAUGGAUGGUGAUUCUGGCAGUCGGUUAGAAAUGUUAAGACAGGUUUUGUUCAGCUGUAGUUGUUUAAUAUGUAAAAAUGUGGUAAAACUGCUUUUCAACACAAUACAAAGCAAAUGCAGAUACUCAAGUAAUGUAGAACCUUGGCUGCAUGUAUAAGUUAAAACCUUUGGCCAUGGUUGUCUUCCAUUCAUGUUAAACCUUGACUUUGUAAGACGCUAUGUAUAUUUGAAACCACAAAUACUUAAGUUGCAUUUAUUCUGAAACCGCAACUCAACUUUUCUUUCUUCUUAUUUCUAAGAAGCGACAAUAUAAAUUCAGAGUUAGAAGCUGACUCCCUUUGGGCCAACAAAUGCAAGAAGCCCCAGUUGGUGACAGGCUGUGCUGUAAAUGCAGUCUCAGGAGACUGUGAAUGAAUGGUGCUGAAUGAACAAUGUUAAAUCAAAACUCUGCAGGACAAUUUGCCUAUCUCAGAAAGUCUUCAUAAAGCUCACAAUAACGUGACAUAACUCUGACUCACUGACGUGCUUCAAUGAGAUUAAAUUUAAGUGUUGAGAAUAAACAAAAUAAAAUUCCAAUAAUUUCUUGUGAAUAAAUUGUACGUUCAUCAAUAGAUGAUAAAAGGUCAAACAUACUUUCUUUUCAUCUCCUAUUAUGAUUUUCUAAGUAAUUACAUUCAGGUUUUAUAAUAAACUUUUGUUAACACUACUAACUGAACACUUUUUACCCUCCAUUCCAUUCCUUGCAAAACACCAUAUGGAACAAGGUUCCAGUCAGCUUUACUCCUGUGCUUCUCUCAUUGACCUUAAUGACCAACCCACUAGGAGGUUCUAAAAGAGCAGCACUAGUUGUCAGCACUGUAGCUUAGUUUUACUCAUUUUAGGGUUAUGCCUUGCACGUGACUAGCAAUAUGUCAUUGUUAUUGUGUGAGGAGCAGCAUCUUAAAUCCAUUGACAAGCACAUUCACCUCGACUAAACUGCCUCAAGAUUAUUAUUUGAAAGGACGUUUAGUUAGACACAGUUUUAUGUUUACCAGCAAUAAAGGCAUGAAGUUAAACUGUAAUCAGUGGAAACUUGGAAAGACUUCUUAGUAUUAGUCAGACUUCUGCUACCCUGUCAUAUGCAAGCUAUUAAAGACAGGAGCUAAACUGCAGAAUACAUACUUUUGAAACUUGGUGCGAGUACAGACCGAGAUACGAACUGAUUCUCUCUCACUGUAUUUUAUCGCAAUUUAUUGAUAAGAGGAAAUACAGGCUCAGUAACUGCCAUCACUUCCACUUUUUAUUACAGUAAGCAGGAUCUGAAAUUGAAAUCUAGUCUACAAUUUCCACGGCCUUUUAGCUUUAUUUUUCCACAAAAUUGGUGAAUAAUAGUGUAGUUUAUUCCUAUUACUUCUGAGUUUGACCCUCCAAGGGAAAUCAGAAAUAUUUGCAAUUGACAACAGUCUUUACGUUUCUGCAGGUUAAGUGCUGCAAGUAAUAAAGUCUCACAGCAGCUGUACAAAUAUACUUGUAGCAGUAGACAGAGUGCUAGGCACAGCUUAAGUCUAGCCAAAGCAUAAAUUGCUUUCACGCUCAGCACACUGGAACUAAUGCAGCUCUUUCUCAGAAAUAUCAGAAACUUUUCACACACAAAUUCUGGGAAGAGAUUUAUCACCCCCAGGGAAUGCAAGAAUCUCAGUGCAGUCACGCUACUUCCCUACCUUCUGGAUCAAACACUGACCGAAGUAAAUUAGUAACCUCCCUUCCCCCACGUCUCCAGGCCAGGCCUAUUACUAUUCCAACAUGUGCAGCACAGCAGAGAAAGAAACACAACAGACCCUUAUUCUGCUUCCAACCAAUGGGACAGAUUCUUUAUCACUUCCUGGCUGCACUUCUGCACCUGGAGACAAACCAGCAAGGGUUAAUGUGGUCUAUGCAUUGCAGCUAUAUUUUCUUGCUCAUUUGAAAUCGCUGACUCAAACUAGGUUACAAUUCCAUGAAAGUCGAUGAUCCUGCUGUACAGUGAACAAUGUCAAUAGCUAACACUAACAAUUCGCAAUCCCAUCUAAUUGCAUCAUGUGAAGCGCCUUCACAGUUAAUAUACAAUGAAAAUUUCUAUUUCUAUGGUUUGAAAGCAUUUUAAAUUAAAUUUCCAAGAAGUGUAAGACAGAUCUGGGAAGGAAGUGAAUGACCUAGCACCAUUGUUAAAGAAUGCUGAGAUGUUGCAAAUACGAAUAGAAAUCGACUGCUCCAUGAAAGAGUUACAGAGUACUGAAAAUACAGUUUAUGUUGAUUCCGUACAAACUCCAAGAAUUGACAUCUUCAGGGAAAAUUGGUACGGGGA